ACUUCUUUCUCCUUCUCGGCCAGUACCUUUCAGUCCUGCUUCCACGUUUCCCUUCGGCUAGUGCCCUGACAGCUCGCUCCAUAAGGGUGGAAGGUUCCUCCCAAUUCUGAGCGGCCCCUGUCAAACCCCUGCAAGUGUUUCUUGCCCCUCUGCGUUCUUCGCCUCCUGGAGCGUUUCAUAGCGGGCCUGAAUUUCUGCCUUGUUGCAUGACACGUUCUAACCAUAAUGAAGGAAACUCCUUCUGAAGGCGGGAUGGAUUACAGAGUCCCCGGUGCAGUUAGCAAUGGCGAAACGAUACCUGCACAUCCAGGUGUGGAAAAGGAGAAGGAAGAGGAUCAAACUCUGGAACGAGGCCAGUGGAAUAACAAGCUGGAGUAUGUGCUGUCCGCGGCUGGGGAGAUCAUCGGUCUGGGAAACGUGUGGCGGUUCCCCUACCUCUGCUACAAGAAUGGUGGAGGUGCCUUCUUCAUUCCCUACCUCAUCUUCCUCUUCACCUGUGGGAUCCCAGUGUUCCUCCUGGAAACAGCACUAGGGCAGUACACGAGCCAGGGAGGGGUGACGGCCUGGAGGAGGAUUUGCCCUCUCUUUGAAGGAAUUGGCUAUGCCUCACAGGUCAUUGUCAUGCUUCUCAACUUCUACUACAUUAUUGUCCUGGCCUGGGCCUUGUUUUAUCUCUUCAGUUCGUUCACCAUAGACCUUCCUUGGGGCAGCUGUGACCAUGAGUGGAACACAGGGAGCUGCAUGGAAUUCCAGAAGGCGAACUCCACGCUAAAUGUGACGAAUGAAAAUGCUACCUCCCCUGUCAUCGAGUUCUGGGAGAGGAGAGUGCUAAAGAUUUCUGACGGUAUCCAGCACCUGGGCAGCCUGCGCUGGGAGCUGGCUCUAUGUCUGCUGCUGGCGUGGAUCAUCUGCUACUUCUGCAUCUGGAAAGGGGUCAAGUCCACAGGGAAGGUGGUGUAUUUCACGGCCACGUUCCCAUACCUCAUGCUGGUAGUUCUGCUGAUCAGGGGGGUCUCCCUGCCAGGGGCUUCCCAAGGAAUCCUGUUUUACCUUUAUCCAGACCUCAGUCGCCUCAGGGACCCCCAGGUCUGGAUGGAUGCAGGCACUCAGAUCUUCUUCUCGUAUGCAAUUUGUCUGGGAUGCCUGACAGCUCUGGGUAGCUACAACAAAUACCAUAACAACUGCUACAGGGACUGCAUGGCUCUCUGCUUCCUCAACAGUGGCACCAGCUUUGUGGCUGGCUUUGCCAUCUUCUCCAUCCUGGGCUUCAUGGCAAGGGAGCAGGGUGUGCCCAUCGCCGAAGUGGCUGAGUCAGGGCCUGGCCUGGCAUUCAUCGCCUACCCUCGGGCUGUCGUCAUGUUGCCCUUCUCCCCGCUUUGGGCCUGCUUCUUCUUCCUGAUGAUUGUUUUGCUGGGACUGGACAGCCAGUUUGUCUGCGUGGAGAGCCUCGUCACAGCUCUUGUUGACAUGUACCCCACCAUCUUCCGCAAGAAGAACCGCCGGGAAACCCUCAUCUUACUGGUCUCCGUCUUCUCCUAUCUAGUCGGACUGGUGAUGCUCACGGAGGGGGGGAUGUAUGUCUUCCAGCUCUUUGAUUACUAUGCUGCCAGUGGCAUGUGCCUGCUCUUUGUGGCCGUCUUCGAGACCCUCUGCAUCGCCUGGGUCUAUGGUGCCGAGCGUUUCUAUGAUAACAUUGAAGACAUGAUUGGGUACCGUCCAUGGCCCAUCAUCAAAUACUGCUGGCUGUUCAUCACACCGGCAGUUUGCAUGGCAACCUUCCUGUUUUCUCUGAUCAAAUACACCCCGCUAACCUACAACAAGAAGUAUGUGUACCCCUGGUGGGGAGACACCCUGGGGUGGCUGCUGGCCCUCUCCUCCAUGGUGUGCAUCCCGCUUUGGAUCAUCUACAAACUCUCCACCGUCAAAGGCUCCCUCAGAGAGAGGCUCCACCAACUCACCUGCCCGCUUGAGGACUUGCCUUCCAGGCCAGGCAUGGGACAACCCCUUCCCUCCACCAGAGCUGGCCUCCUGAUGCUGACAGAGCUCGAAUCUCACUGCUAGGACCAGUGUGGCUCUCCCUCCCUCCCCCCAGGAUGGUGUUUAUACAGCCUUUACCACCUGUUGGAUAAUGCAAGGAUUCUUCACUCAUCAAGGAGAGAGGGAUUUCUGAGCUGAGCUCCCUUCCUUGGAAGAUUUGAAGAGCUGAGGAAGAGGCUGCCGUGGAGAUGGCCUUCAGAGGCUGUGGAGUUAGCAGUGCACCUUAAUCCUCUCCUUGGAGAGCGCUCUAAAGCAGCAGAUCAAGCAGUGGUGUUCCUGAGAGUCCUCGGCCUUUUCGUGGGCAGAAAGGAAGGACUGAUCCUGGAGUGGAGAGUGUCAGAGAGUCUCAGAGGUGUUGUUCCUGUGUGGACUUUGGGAGCUUCUCCAUUCAUUCCAUUAAAUCCUUGUUUUUUCCCC
This is a messenger RNA of Struthio camelus australis, 2454 nucleotides long. The record is from RefSeq and is a predicted model, not a curated record. Lineage: Eukaryota; Metazoa; Chordata; Aves; Struthioniformes; Struthionidae.